AUGGAAGACAUAAAAAUAAGUUAUGAAGAAAAAGAGAAACUUCACAAAGCUUUCAGACAACAUGAAUUUCGAAUAUUAUUUGAUGAAUAUUUUGACGAAAUAUCAAAUGAAAAAUAUCGAAAAGAAAAAGAAGAUUAUUUAUUAAGUUUAUAUUUUAAAGGCGAGUUAAAAAAAGAUCAAAUAAUAAUUCAACCUAAAGAAGCCUUUUGUAUUAAAACAAAGAUUCUUUAUUCUAAUCAAACAAGUCAAAAAAUAUUUUUAAAUAUUUGUACUCAUGAAGGUAUUCAAAAUAUAUGUUUUGAAAAUGCUGGUAGUGGUUCAGUGGGUAUUCCAUAUUCUCUUUCUCAGAUUCGACCAGAUAAAUAUGGAGACAAUAUGAGCUGCCUAAGCAUCGACUGCUGUGUAAACCCCUUCACUAUAGAUGUAAUAAGAAAAUACAAUGAGAUUUUUAAUUUUAUGUUAGAAGAUGUAUGCUUGAAUAUAGAGAAGAAUAUAAUGAAAGACAAAGAAAGGAUCUGCCGGGAUUUUAAAAUGUUGAGUAACAUGAAGUGCAAAGGUGAGAAGCCUUUUUUAUUAUGUAUAAAUAAGAAUGUGCUUAAGAAAAAUAUUUUGCUAGAAGAAGAAAAAAAAUUAGAAAAGCUUAAAAAAGAGUAUGAAGAAAAAAAUGAAACAAGUAAAGAUGUGGAUAAUGUAUUAAAGAAAAGUAAAAUUGAAACAGAAAUAAAAACAAAUAAUCAAGAAGAAAAAAAUAAAUCAAAUAUACAAAUAUUAGAUGAUAAUAAUAUUAAAGAGGAUAUUAUAGAAAAUUAUAAGAAAGAUGGAAGGAAGAAUAAAUAUUUUAUAUAUCAUCAAGGUUCUAUAAAUAUGUCAUCCCUUUUUAAAAUAAAGGAAUAUAAAAAUACACCCAUUUCACUUAACUUACCUGAUAAAUUAAAGGUUGUAGUAUAUACAGAUAAUUAUGUAAAUAAAAAAGAUAUUGAUAUAACUGUUCAAACAGAAAGAAAAGUUAUUGAAAUAAAAUUUAAUAAUAAGGAAAAGGAUUUAACUAUUAAUUUACCUUAUCCAUGUGAUGAAAAGGAUUAUUCUUGUGUUUUAUAUAUGGAAAAAAAAAAAAUCGAAAUAUAUUUGACAUUGCAUAAUGAAUAUAUUACAAGGUAUGCUCAAGAGAUUUAUGAUAAAUAUAUUUCUGAGGAGAAAGAUGCCUUUGGUUAUAUUGAUGAGGUUGUUGAGCAGUAUGAAAAAAAUGAAAAUGAAAAUGAAAAUGAAAAUAAAAAUGAAAAUAAAAAUGAAAAUGAAAAUAAAAAUGAAAAUGAAAAUAAAAAUAUUGAAGAACAAUUUAAAAUGAUAGAAGAGAAUAAAAAUAUUGAAGAACAAUUUAAAGUGAUAGAAGAGAAUAAAAAUGUUGAAGAACAAUUUAAAGUGAUAGGAGACAAUAAAAAUAUUGAAGAACAAUUUAAAGUGAUAGAAGACAAUAAAAAUGUUGAAGAACAAUUUAAAGUGAUAGACAUAAAUAAUGAACAUAAUAAAGAAUCGUUAAAGCAUAACGACCACUGUGAGAACAUUAAUAAUGUUUGUGAACAAAUUGAUGAUAAUAAAUAUGAGAUUUAUGAUUCUUCUUUACAAACUAGUGAAUGUAUACUUAAAGAAGGAGACCAAAUAAAUGUGAACAAAAGAGACAAUAAAUUAAAACUUAGGGAUAAUAAAAAGGAUGUAUUCAAUUUUGAACUACAGGAAAAGGUGAAUCAUGAGAAUGUAUUUCCUAAUCGAAGCCUAAAUAGAAGUAAUAAUUUAUUAAAUUUUAAAGAGAAAGAUAUAAGAACCGAUUUGAAUAUACAAUUAAUAAACGAAUCACCUAUAGUGGUUGAAAAAUCGAAUGAUAAAGAAAAAAUAUUUGCACAAGUAAAUGAUGACAAUUCAUAUAUAAAUAAGUCGUUUGGAUUGGAAGAAAAUUAUAAAAAAGAAAAGAAACAUAUAAGUGAGCGCGAUUUUUUGAGUGACACUUAUAUUAUAUAUGAAGGUGGAGAUGCAGGAAUGAUUUUGUCUAGUAUGAUAUGGUAUACAUAUAUAUAA
Plasmodium adleri (nom. inval.) is the source of this 2070-nucleotide messenger RNA. RefSeq names its product conserved Plasmodium protein, unknown function. Gene Ontology annotation, cellular component: cytoplasm. The record is from RefSeq and is a predicted model, not a curated record. The coding region runs from base 1 to 2070 and encodes 689 amino acids. NCBI's taxonomy places the organism in Eukaryota, Apicomplexa, Aconoidasida, Haemosporida, Plasmodiidae. The transcript has 3 exons.